AUGGCUUUUGGAGGCUUGAAAGUGAAAAAGAAGUCUGAGAAAAAGAAGGGUAACCAAGUCGGGGGGGAGGCGGCCCCUCCCGCCUCCGCCACGCCUGCUUCGUCCAUCGAUCUUCCUACGCGAAAAAACACGAAGUUUAUUUCCGGGUUUGGCAAGAAUCGAUCUGACGUUGCUGCGACUUCUAGUGAUAAAGCAUCCGUUUCGUCUACGCUCCUUCCUAACAUUGUGGGCGACACCACUAAUGAGGUGAAAUCCUCGCGGGCCUCCUCCAGCGCGCCUGACUCUCGAAGGCGUCUCCGCAUGCCCAGUGGUAUGUCACUCAAAAACAAGCGCAGCUUCAACCGUUCUGUGACGGUUGGUGAUCGUCCGUCUACACAGAAUCCUCAGGGCUCUAAGGAAUUGGUACCUGGCACUCCUAGAAGUGUAUCAGCAUAUGGACAGGGACUCCCAGUAGAACAGACUCGUGACCUCCCGCGAACACCGGCCUCUGAGACUGUCAUCUCUUCAUCCCAUCCAAAUGACAAAGACAAGGAUACCAAGGGAAUACCUGGUUCUUUACUAACAGAGAAAAGUAAGAUCUUCGCCCCAGGACCGUUAAUGAGGAAAAAGUCAGCUGCUUCACUGCGUUCAGAAGUUGCAUCCGAGAAACCUGGAGAUAUCAUUACACUCAGCAGUCCUUUGCGCUCGACCUCAUUUCCAGCUUCUCCAGUGUAUGCACCAGCUACACCCUCAUAUUCGACAGGCACUAGAAAUGGUCUUGCCCCUUCUAUCAGUGGCGCUGGUUUAAACCUACCGCUGACUUCGUAUCAGUCGCCGAACGAAGUCGUUUCUAAAGCACAGGAAACGAACACCACUAACAGCAUUCAAAAAACAUCUAAUGCUCUCUCCUACCUCACAACUGCUUCCGUGAUACCAACUACAGACCCCGCUGACUUGACAACGUCCACCGUCGUUCAACAUUCACUGAAGGAACCCCCAUCUUCUCAGUUCCCUCAGCCAUCAGGUGCAAACAGAGACGAUAUGGCUUCUUUAUAUGAUAGCGAUGAAGACAGUAUCGACGGCACCUAUACAUCUCAUAAUGAGACCAUUAUGUAUGAUGCGUUGGAUUCGAUUGAUACUGGCUCCGGUGCACAUGGCGGUCAUCCUGACGAUAAUUACCCUGAGCUGGCGAGCCAGCCCAGUGAAAAGAAUGCUUUGAACUCUGCUUCAAUUGCCGAUAUCCUGAAGGGCUCCAAGGACCCCUUCCAGCCGUCUGAUGACACCUCAUUUAAAAUGAAGAAACUUGCUAUCUCAAAUGCAAAAGACCACGAUGAUUCUCUUGAGGCUGUCCAAAUAUCGAAGGCUGCGCCUGGAAUCAACAAGGGCAAAUCGGUCGAGAGUCCUAUCGAAGCAGAUGAAAUAUCUCCGGGUACGAAUUCAUUCCAGCCGCCACUAGACACCAAGCCUGAUCUGCCUGAUCCUCAGACAUCUGGCACUUCAGCUUUAUCGCCCAGGGAUAAAGAAGCUUCGAACGUUUCGACGCUUGCAGGGACUUCACCAUCUGCCCCUGCUGAAUCGAUGAAAGAGCCAUACGAGCAGAGUCAUGUUGUUGAACAAGUAAAAGAGAAUCUUGCAAAGAACCAUAUUGAAGUCUUGGAGCCUGUGGCAGCCUCAGAUAAACCAUCUAAGGCUUUCGACACCAUUUCGACUGAAGCUUUCAAGCUCCAGGGCACUGAGGAUUCUGAACACGCGGCGCACCCUCCACCAACGUCCUCGAAUCCUUUGAUUUUGGAGGCAAGGGAACCAAAUGUGGACGAAAAGGAUGUUUCCGGAGCAGCCUCCGUUCCACCGAUCAAUUCAAUUUCAUUGGCACCUGUGGCUAGUAGCCAAACGAAACCUACAAACCCAAUAUCUAAGCAUACAAAUCUACUCGCAAAUCCCAUCGAUAUAAUGCCUGUCGGGCAAAAAUCGACUGAGCGUGCGGAACCUGUCGCUGCACCCACCAAGCAAGAUAUUUCACCAAUGGAUCAAGUUGCGCCACCUGAGUCGAAUUUGGUUGAAACACAACCUUCAAAGGUGCCGACAAAGCCUGAAGUUGCCUCUAUCGACUCGGCACCAGACCCUCAGCUGGAAUCGUCAACAAAUGUCCCCGAACCUGAAGCAACCAAGAACAUUCUGACUCAUCCUGUGCACGUAAAUCCUGAAAUUAAUGAAUCAUCUACUAAGCAGUCAGCGUCUGCAGCCAUUUCAGGCGUAUGGUCUAAUCUGCUGCCAUUUGGCAAACUAGAGGCUCAAUCCAACAAGAUUGACGAAGAAACGACCCAAGCUAAUGGUCCUAACACGUCCGAGUCAUCUUUCACUGCUGCUUCGGCCAUCGAUGGUGCGGCCGCUGGCCCUGUUUUGUUGGGUGUUUCUACCACUGCCGAUGAAACCUCUCAAGAUCAACAUGUCAAGCCGGAAAAACUUGAGGAUGCGGCACCGAAUUCAUCAAGCAACUCUGAGCUUGAAGCGCGCACGGAAACCAAUUCUGCUAUAUUGCGUUCGGGCAAUGUCGAUGUCAAGAGUGAAACGUUGCUCUCUGAAGAGCGAUCUAAGGACUCUUCUUUUGUCGAGGAGGUCCCUAAGACAGCUGACAUUCCUGGUAUCCCAGAGAAAGAUGCAGCAGUAUUGGAAGAUGAGGCAGCUUCGGAAUAUACGACUAAGGAUGAGGCCGAUACUUCUGUGCAUAUGGGAAACAAGCUAAAGGACCAAGAACUCGUCGCCGAAAAAGCACCAGUCUUGGAGCCAUUGGUGGAAAAAGACUCAAGGCCCGUCAACACUGUUAUCGCUGCUGCCCCCAUUGUGGGUUCCAGCUCCGGUAACGACUUACCCAGCAUAUCAACCGUGGAAGACAGGCCUUCGCCUACAGUGCAAGAGUCGAUUAAUGAUGAAAUCAGCACUGGACCUGUGCCUGUAGAGCCUUUGCGCAUACCAAAGCGAGGCAACGUUGAUACGAUGCUGCCUGUUGCUUCUCCGUCGCAAGAGCCCAUGCCGCCAGCGCAACUCUCCUCUGAUACAAACGAAACUCCUCAGCCUUUAAGAAUGGAAAGUAAUGAGGCUCCGGUGCCGACCGACGAACAAUCAUCAAAGAGGCACUCUGUUGCUAUGACCACGCAGCAGACUACCGAUUCUGACAAACUUUCCAAGGCGUCUAACGAUUCGCAGAGAUUAAUCCCGACGUCUUUGGACGAAUCAGAAGCACCCAAGCGCAGGAGCUCUCUAAUCAAAGCGGCCGGCGAGUUCUUGGGAAGCAACCUUCCGUUCUCUCUCUCAUCGCGCUUCGGCGAUGUCUCGAAGAAUUCAUCCAAGGAAUCCACGAAAGAGUCUACACCAGAGUCUAAACUGGAGCCAGAGCCUAAGUCGAAGCCCGAGGUGGAAUCUGUGUUGGGGCCAGAGAUCAAAACAGAGCCGGAAUUGGAGCUUAAGCCCGAACCUAAGCUUGAGCCCCAGUCGGAGCCCGAACCUAAGCCGGAUUCCGAGUCAGGAUUGAAGUCUACGCCCGAGCUUCAGAACAUGCAAGAGCCUCCAUCUCAACCUGGAGAUGUCUCUGCCAUGGAUCGCGAAAACCAAAUGCUUGUUUGUCAACCUAAUUUCCAGCAUGCAGACCACGCAAAACAAGCACUGGCCGCUAAUCCGGAGCCGCAAGAGUCUAUACCAGUGGCUGAGCCCUUGGAAAAAGCGGUUCCAACAGAGGAAGGUGAAGUCAAACUGGAAACUCAAGCUGAAUUGGCUUCAGCUGCACCAGAGGCGCACCAUGAGCCAAUCAUGCCACAAUCUGCCGCUUCACCUGAGCUCCCUCACAGACCCAUGUUUGCGCCUCUUGCGCCCGGCACAACGUUGCCAUGGGCUAUGGGAACAAUGCCUUUGCCCCAGAGGACACAAGGUAAGAUGCAAGGUACAUCGCCAGCUGUACCGUCAGCAUCCUUAACAGGUGUAGACGAUGAGCUGCCUACACCGCCGGAGCCGUUUCAUCCGCCGGAGAUUCUGACGCAUCACGAACAGCCAGAUCCCACGCAACUUGUACAACCACCGCAAGAAGCGUUACAGCCUGCCGUGUCCUUACAUGCUGCGCCCGGCGAGCUUGUUCCGAAUCAUUUCGCUUCUUCGUUCGUGCACCAGCCAUGGCCAAGGCAAGAACAAACGGAAGCUAAAUCAGACCUGAGCGUGCCUUUGGAGCCAACACAGUCAUUCGCGCCAGGACCGCCACUGCCUACGAAGAAAGAGGAGGCGAAUGGUCAGAACGAGCCAACACCUUCGUGGCCCGUUUUGGGGCCUGCUGUCCCGCAGCCUAUGUUGUGGCAGCCUAAUGAAGAUGAACAUGAUUUGGCGGAGGAGCAGCUUUCUCGACGUUACACGCUCGAGAAGCAACCGGAGCUCGAGAAUUAUGGCCCUUCAUUUGAACCGCGUUUCCUCCACACCGUACCAGAAGAACAAGCUGAUACUUCGGCGACCGAUGCGACUCAAAUCAAUGACUUGGCUGAAGUAAAGGGUACUGAUGAACUGGUGGCUGCUCCGGCUCUUCCUAUGCAAGCGCCCAACACAUUCUCGGUUGAUCCUAACGCUCCGCUGCAGGGUACAGGCCAAUACGACCCUCACCAAGUUCGUGGCUUCAUACGGGCCAUGGACACUGACAACUAUGAACACGCCAUGCGACGCGCGUCGAGGAUGGGUGUCCCCCUGGACGUAAUCCCCUCGAACAGCCCAGUGCCUUAUCCUGACCCACCGGAGAACCUGCCUCGUCCCAGUGAAUUAUUUGCUGGAAAGGGUGUGCGUUGGGAUUCACCUGACUGGCUUCGUUCGCAGCUGCGCAAGAAUGUCGAGGCACCGUCUCAGGCUAAAUUCCAUGCUUUUCUGAAGUCUCGUCGACAAGUUAUCCCUGCUUUCGUAUGGCAUGAUGCCGCGUCAAACCCGGCCUUACACGGUGAAGAGUAUGUCGACUUGGCGGCACCAUCCACAGUGCCUAAGAACGAACCAGAAUCGGAGCAAUUGUCGACGAGUGAGCGUCAUCAAGAACCGCAACCAUCGGAGACCACUUUAAAAACAGAAAACGAGCCUCUACAUGCCGAGGACAAGACUAGCGGUCUUCAGGAUGCGGCUGACAUUGUGCCGACGCUACCUUUGUUGCUGCCUGAUUCUUACUUGCUAUCCGACUCAGACCCCAUCGAAACGAGUUUACUCAACUUGGAUGAGCUCGAGCGCUCGUACCAGAGCAAGAUGCAUCCGCCAAAGCCUGUUGAGUCCGACGAAGGGUACACCAAGUACCCGUACAACUCUGAAUUAUUGACGCACGAUCGGGCCGUGGUCGCAGAUGCGCCACCAUCUUUGCCGCCAAAGAUACCAUCCCCAUACGAGUAUACGCCCAAUCGCCCUUCUGCGGAUGGUCGACCAUGGAAUGAGCAUUAUGGCCAAGCGCCAUUCGCACAACCUCAGUUCAUGCCGCCCGCACCACACGCCGAAAUGCCCCCAAAUGAUGUCUAUCAACAGCAAUUCGUCCCUCUUCCUGAACAGGUACCUGUAUACGAUGGCGGUCUACACGGACCCACUGAGUACGCUCAUGAACCUCGUUAUCGCCCUGAUGAGCCGCAGAACGGACAGGACCUGCCAGGCCAGGAGUAUGGUCAUGUACCAUACCCUGAACCAACUCAACCGCAUCAUUAUCAUAAUGUUGGCUUCCCUAGGGCUGAAGAAUUCGAACAUGGUGCACAUCCUCACCAUCAACCUGCGGAGCCACAAGUUCAUUACGGUAAUCCUGCUUUCGGAACGUACGCAGGCGAGACUUUCGGUCCUUAUCCCGGCCAACUUGUACAAUACCAUGACCCCGCUAUGCAUGGCUUGCAACCCGGCUUUGCUCAGCCAUAUCCAGGUCCAGAUUCUCAGGUGUACCAGAUGCCUAUGCAGCCACGACCUGAUUUACACACGCAACCUUUCGUGCAACAAGCGCUGUUGCCGCAAGCCCAUAUUACGCCCUACCAACAAUUCUCUUCGCUAUCGGUUCCGCAACAUGAGCCGCAACCUUACGAUGGGAACCAGGGCACCGUCUAUGACGAGAAUUAUAUGGACUCACAACAAGCUUGGCUGCGGCAGCAGUUCUCAGAUCAACAACCACGCCCAGAAUUUUAUCAACACGAGCCGCAUAGGUUCGGUUUCUCUCACGAGGAACAGGCGCACGAAAGCCAUCAGCCGCAACUUGACUACGCUCAGCAACAGCCACGCCUUCACACGUGGGACGACGGUGUGGUAUCGGCGUCGGCGCCAUCAUCUCCAAUCGCAUUGCGCGAUCCUCACCUUGCGUCGGAUAUGGCGAAUACGGAUGCCAAUGCAGCCUCGAUUUCACCAGGCUGGCAAUCAUCAGCUUACCAGUCUAUGAAUACAAACGGAUUCACGCCCAUACUCUCAUCCACUCCAACUCAGAAAUACGAUACGAAGAAGAGCAAGCGCCGCGGUGGUAGCAGUCACCGCACUGGUUGGGCUGCGCUUCUCCACAAUGAUCCCCUUUCCGCUCUCCAGUAG
Malassezia restricta is the source of this 6528-nucleotide messenger RNA. RefSeq lists its product as uncharacterized. The transcript has a single exon. Lineage: Eukaryota; Fungi; Basidiomycota; Malasseziomycetes; Malasseziales; Malasseziaceae. The coding region runs from base 1 to 6528 and encodes 2175 amino acids. The record is from RefSeq and is a predicted model, not a curated record.